This is a messenger RNA of Notechis scutatus (mainland tiger snake), 1293 nucleotides long. NCBI's taxonomy places the organism in Eukaryota, Metazoa, Chordata, Lepidosauria, Squamata, Elapidae. The record is from RefSeq and is a predicted model, not a curated record.
GCAUUAAUUAACGAACAACUGAAAUACAUGAAAAAGCUCUACUUUAUUUCGUUUGGAACUGAGAUCUCAACUCUGUGGGAUGAACCGCGCACAGUCAAUGGGGAUCGAUUAAAUGAAGCCAGGCAGUGGGUCCAGGAGCUGAAACCCACCAGAGGCUGUAAUUUGCUAAAAGCUUUAAAGAAAGUCUUGGAGAUGAGAGAUCUGGAUUCGCUGGCAAUCAUAGUAGGAACCUGUCCAGACCAGGGUUCAGAAAUUUUGUCGGAUUACAUCCAACAGUGCUCGGCGGGAAGACGGUUGCUGGUUCACACUGUGGCGUACGACUGCGGCAGUGAGGCACCUCCUGCCAUUCUCCAAAGCUUGGCGGAAGAGGUGAGAGGCCGUUACCAUUGCUACUCGGGAAAAAUGGAGAGUUGUAACAGCACGGAUAUUCACCUGGUUCUUUCUGAGCAGCAGAAAGCAGACCGUUUGCUCAAGAUCGUGAACGAGAUCUACGAGGGCAAGAUGGGUGACUCGCUUUUCAAUUUAGUGACAAAUAGUUCAAUGGGACGUAGACGGUCGACAUCUCUGGUACAACUGUCCAAACCCUUCCAGCAUGAACGCCUCCUUGCAAUCCAGACCCCCAACUUCUUGGCCAAAUCCUCCGCGGAGUGGUUGAAAACCAAUGGAUUGCGAGCCAAGAAACUCAGCCUUUACCAAGUCUUAGCACCCAACGCCUUCUCGCCUGUGGAAGAAUUUGUGCCGCUCCUUCGAAAAACGGUCUCGUCCACGCUCCACGGGAAAGCCAUGAUGCAGUUUGAAUGGCACGAUGGGACCGUGAAAAACGUUCACGUCGAUCCUCCGAUAUUAUACGAUUACCAGAAGCAACUCAGCCGGAUGGUGAAGAUGUACGAGAGACGCAUUGAUUGGCUGUCUCUUUCCAGCAGAGGAAUUUGGGGGACAGUUUGUGAAAAGAGGGUGGUUGUCCUGGUUGACAUCUCCAAAACGAAUUCCUCUUACAUCUUCCAUAUCCAACAUUCUUUACGCCUUUUGCUGGAAGAGCAAAUGACAAGCAAGGAUCUGUUCAACAUCCUGGCCUUUGGAAGUGAUGUUAUGGCUUGGCAACCUGAAAUGGUCCCACCUCAUCCGGACAACUUACAGAGUGCUUGGAGGUGGGUGCUGUGCCUGCGCUGCAGGGGCUCCAGAAAUGUUCUGAAGGCCCUCAAAAGAGCCGUGGAGGUGAAUUUUAAAGAUAAAGACAGGCACGAAUCUCAGGGCCUGUAUCUGCUGGCAGCUGGAGUGCCUGACCAGGAGACG